AUGACUUGUUUUUUAUAUGGUUACCGUCAAUAUGUAUCUCCAAUACCUCAACAACAACAUGAUUUACAUAAACCAUCAUUUUUAAAUGAUCAAGAAUUGAAAUAUUUAUUAGUUGAAUCAUGUGAUGCUUUUUUAUUUGCACUUAAUUCUGAAAAUUUACGUGUUAUAUAUAUAAAUUUUGUUCAUCCGGAUGAUGUAGAAAAAGUUCGGGAACAAUUGAAUUUACAACCACAAGAUGGAAGUCCAAAUGGAAAUGGUAAUGGAAGAGUUUUGGAUCUUAAAACUGGCAUAGUUAAAAAAGACGGACAUGCUACAGGUGCUCGAUUAGGCAAGUUUUUAGAUUAA
Molecule: messenger RNA, 345 nt
Organism: Didymodactylos carnosus
Lineage: Eukaryota; Metazoa; Rotifera; Eurotatoria; Philodinida; Philodinidae
Source: the annotation of a GenBank genome assembly